This is a messenger RNA of Phalaenopsis equestris, 1932 nucleotides long. Its product is annotated as SRSF protein kinase 1-like. NCBI's taxonomy places the organism in Eukaryota, Viridiplantae, Streptophyta, Magnoliopsida, Asparagales, Orchidaceae. Gene Ontology annotation, biological process: spliceosomal complex assembly; regulation of mRNA processing; protein phosphorylation. The coding region runs from base 147 to 1481 and encodes 444 amino acids. Gene Ontology annotation, molecular function: protein kinase activity; ATP binding. The transcript has 4 exons. The record is from RefSeq and is a predicted model, not a curated record.
ACUCUCGGCGCUCGUGUUAGUGCGAGCUUGAUUUUGUUCUUAACAAUCCGCGGCUAAGCCCGCUAAAGGGAACACCGACCGUCGUCGUCGAUUCCUCAGUCGCUUCGCUUCGUCGAAGAGAACGAGCCAACGCGGGAGAUAGAGGCAUGUCCUACUCUUCAUCAUCGGGUUCGGAGGAGGAUGAGGGUGUCGACGCGUACAGGAAGGGGGGUUACCAUGCCGUGAGGCCGGGAGAUCCUUUCGAGGGAGGGAGGUACAUCGCGCAAAGAAAGCUAGGGUGGGGAAACUUCUCCACCGUUUGGCUCGCCUACGAUACAAGAUGCGAGAAAUUUGUUGCUCUCAAAAUUCAAAAAAGUGCAGCACAGUUUCAACAAGCUGCUCUUCAUGAGGUUGAGAUUUUAAAAGCAAUUGCUAAGGGAGAUCCCUCAAAUUGCAAGUGUAUCGUUCAUUUACUGGACAAUUUUAAGCAUAGUGGUCCAAAUGGGCAGCAUUUAUGUAUGGUAUUUGAAACUCUUGGAGAUAGUCUAUUACGACUAAUCCGUUAUAAUCGAUAUAAAGGAAUUGGACUACAAAAUGUAAAAUAUGUGUGCAGAUCCAUCUUAUUGGGGCUUGAUUACUUGCACAGGGAAGUUGGUCUUAUUCACACGGAUCUGAAACCAGAAAAUGUUCUUCUUGUUUCUACUAUUGAUCCUGUGAAAGACCCUAUACGGUCAGGAUUUACUCCAAUUUUGGUGAGGCCUGAGGGUAAUCUAAAGGGGACUUCUAUUGUUAAUAGCACUGAGAAGAGGCUCAAGGAAAGAGCUAUGAGGGCAAGAGCGAGAAUAUCAGAAAGAAGAGCAUCAAUGGGAGGCUUGGAACACGGGUUGGUACAAAAGGAGAGGAGUUUGGAGGGGAUUGAUCUAAAAUGCAAAAUUAUAGAUUUUGGGAAUGCUUGUUGGGUGGAUAAGCAAAUGGCAGGUGAGAUUCAAACAAGGCAAUAUAGAGCUCCUGAAGUUAUUGUUGGGGCUGGAUAUUCCUUUCCCGUUGAUAUGUGGUCUUUUGCUUGCAUUGCUUUUGAGCUUGCCACUGGUGAUGUGUUGUUUUCACCUAAGGUUGGCCAAGUAUUUACUGAAGACGAGGAUCACUUGGCUCAGAUGAUGGAACUCCUCGGAAAAAUGCCUAAGAAGAUUGCUAUUACAGGAUCUCGAUCAAAGGAUUUCUUCGACAGAUAUGGAGAUUUGAAACGAAUCCGUAGACUGAAACACUGGCCCAUUGAUAGGCUUUUGAUCGACAAAUAUAUGUUUGUCGAAUCUGAUGCUUGCGAGCUCUCUGAUUUCCUCACGCCGCUUCUAGAUUUUACACCGGAGAAGAGGCCAACGGCAGAGCAGUGCCUGCAACAUCCAUGGCUUAGUAACAGUGGCCAAAGCUUCAUGGUUGAAACUAAAGGUGUUGAGAACUUGGAGACUGGUUUGGGUAAGCUUCAAAUGAAAGCAGGCAGAUGAUUGCUUGGCUUCAUGGUCUUCCGAAUUCCUCUCUAUUAACAGAGCAAAUAUUUCUUCUAUUUUUCUCAUUACUGUAUGAUAUAGAUGCCAAGUAUAGAUACAGCUUGAUUUUUGAGAUUUGGUUUUCCUCAUCCAGUUUUUGAGAUUUGGUCUCUACAAUCUUCUCAGAAGGCACAGUAUCCACUGUGGAGAGCUGAUUAGAUGGUCUUACAAUGCUUGGGUUUUUGGAUGAUUACUCUAUCAAAUAAAAAUCAGAUAUUUUUGGGUCUGUUCUGCAUUCUUUGUCCUCUUCUGCGCGGUUAUAUUCAAUUUUGAGACUAUUUGCUGGGUUUCUAAUGACUAUUUCAAUGUUUGUAUUGAUAAUUGAUCCCAAAAGUCAAUCAAUAGCCAAAAAGAAAGUCGAUUGUUAUUGUUUCUUUUUGGUCCUUUUCCAAUUUACUAAUUUUAUGAU